GUUAUAUAUUACAUCUUUCCAUCAAAUAUCGACAAUAAAACAUAUGUUAAAAAUUUCGUUGCAUAACUAAUGACCGAAGAAGAGAUUCACGCGGCUCAUAUAGCCUCUAUGUUUUUGAAUACUCUAACGCCCAAAUUCUAUGUUGCAUUGACAGGAACGUCAUCUUUAAUAUCAGGACUAAUAUUGAUAUUCGAAUGGUGGUAUUUCCGUAAGUACGGCACCUCAUUCAUCGAACAAUUUUCCCUGAACCAUCUCUCCCCCUGGUUCGGGGCCAAUUCCGGAGCGGGAGAAUUCAACGAUACCGAGGGAGACUUAUCGACUUCUACCGGCGCGAACGCGAAUAGCAAUAAUCCGGUUCAGAACUCCAAUCAUUUGCCCAACGGGCAUGGAACCAGUAACGGUAAUUGCUUGAACAGUAACAACGGGAAUGGUAAUUCGAUAUCUAUAUUCGGGUCCGCUACAACUUUUAGCACGGGUGGUAGCGGGGGAACUACCGGCUCUGGCGGUGGUAGCAAUUUUACCUCGUCCAGCGGAGCCACUAAUGAAUGCAAAGUAUGGCGCAACCCUCUUAACCUUUUCAGGGGAGCCGAAUAUAAUAGGUAUCAUACGGCAACGGGACGUGAACCCUUGACAUAUUACGACAUGAACCUGUCAGCCCAAGAUCAUCAAACCUUUUUCACUUGCGAUUCCGACGCCGGAAAAUCCGAUUACGAAAUAAUGCAAAUAGCUUGGAGAGAACGUGAUACCGCUACCAGGAUAAAAUUAGCUAAAGACGCCCUCCAAAAAAAUUCGGAAUGCCCUCCCGCUUUAAUCUUACUGGCCGAAGAAGAAGCCUCCACCAUUAUUGAAGCCGAAAAAAUUCUGAGGCAGGCUCUUAAGUUUGCUGAAAAUAACUACAAGAUAUCUACUCUUCAACAAAGCAACAACGGACACCAUCACGGCCACAGUCAUCACAAUCUUGUUUCGGAAUCCACUUUGAGGCGCGACACGAAUUUGUGCGUUUACAUUCGACGUAGAUUGGCGAUGUGUCUUAGAAAAUUGGGCAAAUAUAAGGAAUGCAUCAAAAUGAUGAGAGAUUUAAUCAAGGAAUUCCCAAAUAUCAACGUUCUAAAUAUACACGAAAAUCUGAUCGAGGUCUUGUUAGAAAUGCAAGCUUAUGCCGAUGUGCAGGCACUACUCAUCAAAUACGAUGAUAUCAGCAUGCCUAAAUCAGCGACUAUAUGCUACACUGCCGCUCUGCUAAAGGCCCGUGUCAUUUCCGACAAAUUCUCCCCAGAAAUAGCUUCUAAAAGGGGUCUUAACAAUGCCGAGAUGAGUGCCGUUGAGGCUAUUCAUCGUGCUGUAGAAUUUAAUCCCCACGUUCCCAAGUAUUUGCUAGAGAUGAAAAGUUUGGUUUUGCCGCCCGAACAUAUACUUAAAAGAGGAGAUAGUGAGGCUUUAGCUUAUUCCUUUUUUCACAUUAACCACUGGAAACGGAUAGAUGGAGCUCUCAACUUACUUCAUUGCACCUGGGAAGGAACUUUUCGGCUUAUACCCUAUCCUCUCGAAAAGGGAUAUCUAUUUUACCCUUAUCCUCAGUGUACCGAAUCCGCUGACAAGGAGCUAUUGCCUCCAUUUCACGAGGUAUCAGUGUACCCCAAAAAAGAAUUGCCAUUUUUCAUUUUGUUCACUGCUGGUUUAUGUUCUUUCACUGCACUUUUAGCUUUACUUACGCAUCAAUACCCGGAAUACAUGGGCUCGUUCGCUAAAAUGUUUGUUAACGUUAUAUCGGUCCCUUGUACCUACGUGCUGGAAAAGGUUCAGGUUAUUUUGCCGUCUAACAUUAUUCAUCACCUGUCCAGGAUUUGAUAUUUCGCUAUUAAAUUUCAAUAAUAUUUUUAUUCGUCAACCUAGCUAUUAAUUUUUUUUUAAAAAUGUUUUAAUUUAAAGAAAAAAAACAUGUAACAAAAAAAUUAUAUACUUUUUAAAUAUUAGCAUAAAAUGA
Messenger RNA from Gordionus sp. m RMFG-2023, 1984 nucleotides. RefSeq names its product suppressor of tumorigenicity 7 protein homolog. Lineage: Eukaryota; Metazoa; Nematomorpha; Gordioida; Chordodea; Parachordodidae. Gene Ontology annotation, molecular function: protein binding. The record is from RefSeq and is a predicted model, not a curated record. The transcript has 16 exons. The coding region runs from base 70 to 1848 and encodes 592 amino acids.